GGCCGGACGCUGCUACAGUUAUGUGUUUCCGCGGUCGGGAAACCGCAAACGUCCAUCCCAUCCCCAUCCUCAUCCCCAUUUCCACCCUGUGUGCGGGUGAUGUGGAUACUGGAGAUACGGGACGCGGAACAUGGGUGGCCAUGACCAAACGGCAUUGUGGUUAUGCGGCAAGCAAUGACAAGGUGCUUUCCUUCGGAUAGUGUGCUCGUGUGUGCUCGACUAGGUAUAACAAUGGAAGAAGCUCCCUGAGAGUCGAUGGCCGGCCUGCAGUCCCAGACAAGCACGACUUAGGUGUUGAUAACUUGAUUCAGCAUCAUGGGCUUCAGGCUCUCGCAUCUUUACGCCCGUCCAGACGUCAACCCGGUCACACUCAAGGCCCGGUCCGUUCCGUUGCUCAAUCCUAUAGACAUCUAUGGACGGGUCUUCUUCUUCUCCUGGUUCGGCUUCAUGGUCGCUUUCUGGGCGUGGUACACCUUUCCGCCUCUGUUGACGCACACGAUCAAGAAUGAUCUUCAACUGUCACCGGCCGAAGUCGCCAACUCCAACAUCGUAUCCCUCUGCGCUACACUGCUGGUCCGACUUGUUGCCGGCCCCCUCUGUGACCAGUUUGGUCCUCGACAAGUCUUUGGCGGCCUGCUCCUCGUGGGCGCCAUUCCGCUCGGCCUUGCCCCCCUUGUACACAAUGCCACGGGACUCUACGUCAGCCGCUUCUUCAUCGGAAUCCUCGGUGGCUCGUUCGUCCCCUGUCAGGUCUGGUCGACGGGCUUCUUCGACAAGAAUAUCGUGGGCACCGCCAACGCCCUCACCGGCGGCUUCGGCAAUGCGGGCGGCGGCAUCACCUACUUCAUCAUGCCGGCCGUGUACGACGCCCUGAUCGGGGCCCGUCACACCCCUGGCCAGGCCUGGCGGCUCACCUUCCUCGUGCCGCUUGCCAUGGUCAUUACCACCGGCAUUGCCCUCAUCGCCCUCUGCCCGGACACGCCGACGGGCAAGUGGAGGGACCGCCAUCUGCACAUCCGCAGUCAUGCCGAGUCAGCGACCAGCGAAACCGACGCCGACACCGAGAUCGUCGACGUGCCCGGCCGGAUAACGGACCGCCACACCCCCGAAACGCCCUUGACGCUCUCCCCCAGCCCUAGCAGGGAGAAAAUCCCCGCAAUCCCGAUCAAGUUCGACCUCGAAGCCGCCGCGGUUACGACGAAGAUUCCCCAGCUCCCGGUCAAACCCAAAACCAACGCCAACAACAACAAAGAGCACGAAAAAGCAGCAAAAGCAGAGCCAGAACCAGGCACAAAGGAAACAAGCCUCCAACAAACCGAAAACGAGAUCAUCCGCCCGCCGACAUGGAACGACUCUCUCCGCGUGGCCCUCUCCCCGCAAACCAUCUUCCACAUGCUGACCUACAUGUGCUCCUUCGGCACCGAGCUGGCCCUCAACUCGGUGCUGGCCUCGUACUACGCCAAGAACUUCCCCGCCACCCUGGGCCAGACCGCCGCCGCCAACUGGGCCGCCAUGUUCGGCUUUCUCAACUUUGUCACGCGGCCCCUGGGCGGCGCCGUCAGCGAUCUGCUGUACCGGUAUGCCUCCUCCUCCUCCCAUCAUCACUGCCAAGGCCAAGGCCAAGGCAGAGGCCACUCGGACUCGAUGGUAUUAUGGUUCAAGAAGGCGUGGAUCGUCGUGUGCGGGCUCGCGUCGGGCGCGUUGUUGGUGGUUAUUGGAAGGGUGGACCCGCGCGAGCAAGGGGUCAUGUUUGGGCUGGUGGCGGUGCUGGCCUUCUUCGUCGAGGCCGGCAACGGCGCCAAUUUCAGUCUCGUGCCGCACGUGCAUCCCCAUGCCAACGGGAUUGUGUCCGGGUUGACUGGCGCCGGCGGGAACUUGGGCGGGGUGCUGUUCGCGGUUGUCUUUCGCUUUAUGGAUGGCGGCACGGACUAUGCGAAGGGGUUCUGGGUGAUUGGCGUCGUCAAUCUGGUCGUGUGUGCUGCCGUCAGUUGGAUCCCGCCUCUGCCUAAUAAGGCGCGGGUGGGGAGUCAUUGAGUGUGGCGUGACCACCUGGGUAAGGUACAUUUACGACGGAUGGUUUCUGCAUAGCGAUGGUGGUUUAUUACCUAGUACCUUAAUGGAUGGGUCUGAGGCGUUAUGGGAGACUGGACUGGAAAACGACACGACACGACACGACCUUCGGUAGCAUAGAGACAGUUACGAGUUUUCUCCUG
Molecule: messenger RNA, 2213 nt
Organism: Chaetomium strumarium
Lineage: Eukaryota; Fungi; Ascomycota; Sordariomycetes; Sordariales; Chaetomiaceae
Product: major facilitator superfamily domain-containing protein
Exons: 3
Coding region: 316-2034 (572 amino acids)
Biological process (GO): nitrite transport; nitrate transmembrane transport
Cellular component (GO): membrane
Molecular function (GO): nitrite transmembrane transporter activity; nitrate transmembrane transporter activity
Source: RefSeq, a predicted model, not a curated record